UAUGGUAAUGCACUAAGCCUUGUCACAUGGUACAAGCCUGUUGUGAAUAGGCUUGUACCAUGUGACCUCUGUGAUCAUUCACAGAUUUCACACGUAGUAAGCAAUGAUGUCACAAGUGACAUCUUGCUUACUACUUUGCAUGUGAUCACUGUGGGCACCGGAUCGCGGUGCUGCGCGCUCCCAGGGAGCGCGCACAAGCAGGGUGCAGGGAGGCCGUUUAUAGACGGCCACCCGACCCUGCAGUGCCAC
Molecule: messenger RNA, 249 nt
Organism: Staurois parvus
Lineage: Eukaryota; Metazoa; Chordata; Amphibia; Anura; Ranidae
Source: the annotation of a GenBank genome assembly